Uncinocarpus reesii 1704 is the source of this 1302-nucleotide messenger RNA. RefSeq names its product DNA repair protein rad18. The record is from RefSeq and is a predicted model, not a curated record. NCBI's taxonomy places the organism in Eukaryota, Fungi, Ascomycota, Eurotiomycetes, Onygenales, Onygenaceae. Gene Ontology annotation, molecular function: ubiquitin protein ligase activity; single-stranded DNA binding. Gene Ontology annotation, cellular component: Rad6-Rad18 complex; nucleus. The transcript has 2 exons. The coding region runs from base 1 to 1302 and encodes 433 amino acids. Gene Ontology annotation, biological process: protein monoubiquitination; DNA damage tolerance.
AUGGACUUUGCGUUCGAUAUUCCAGACUCCACCGACUGGCUCGCCACGCCCAUAUCAGGUCUCUCCCGCGUCGAAUCCGCCUUACGAUGCCAGGUCUGCAAGGAUUUCUUCAAUAACCCCGUGAUAACCUCCUGCUCGCAUACGUUCUGCUCGCUGUGUAUACGACGGUGCCUGAGUGCCGAGGGCAAGUGCCCUACCUGCAGGUCAGAGGAUCAAGUGGUAAAACUAAGGCAAAAUUGGGCAAUCGAUGAAUUGGUGGAUUCGUUUAAGAAGGCGAGGGGAGAUAUCUUGGACUUUGUUCGAAAUGCUUCUGCUACGACUGAGAAUGGCGCGGAUGAGGAGCACACGUCUAAGAGGCGAAAAAUAGAGGCGCAAGAAAAUGACGGGCAGAGGAGGAUUGCGCAGCGAGAGAGCGGGAGAAGCCCCAGAAGAACUCGGUCGCAAGGCAGACAGACCUACAAUGAAGCGUCGUCUACGCCUAGCGCACCGAUGGUUAUUGAAGAUAGCGAAGAUGACAGCUACGAACCAAGUACAACCUUCCUCCUUGUUGAUGCAAUUCAAUCAUCUCAGCCUUCUAACAAUACAUCAGAUGACGGUCUAGUUGCUUGCCCAAUUUGCGAAAGCAGAAUGAAGGAAGGUGCCGUAUUUUCCCAUCUUAACAAAUGUCCUGGGCCUCCUGCACAACAGGAAUUUCAAUCCACUUAUAGCCUCAUGACGGCUAGGCCUCCGGAACGGCUGCCCACCAUAAAUUAUCCUCUCAUGAAAGAGAAUAUCCUGCGCAGAAAGCUGAAAGAUCUUGGGAUUCCCGAUUUUGGCCCCAAGCUGCUUCUCCAAAGGCGUCAUACUGAAUGGGUAAACUUGUGGAACGCGAACUGCGAUUCUAGGCACCCUAAAUCGAAACGAGAGUUGCUCCGUGAAUUAGAUAUUUGGGAACGAACCCAGGGUGGUCAGGCACCAUCGCUAUCCAGGGAGCAGGCGAAUACGAUCAUGAAAAAGGACUUUGAUGGAGCUGCCUGGUCAGCGGCACAUGGCGACGAUUAUAAAAGGCUGAUUGAGAGCGCUCGAGAGAAACGCGAAACCGGAAUUAGUCCUAUACCGUCCGACUCUCGGCCAACGGACAAGGAAAAUUCCCCGACGAUUACCAGAAGCUGCAGUGAACUUCAACCUAGCCCUAGGCAUAUCGAAAAUGCGGAAAGUUCCAGCAAAAUAGAAGAACAGAGCUGCAUGGAUAGUAAUACCGAAGCGCAGCCUGCAUUCGAGAGUAGUAGCCAGAGAAUCGUUGUCGAGGAUACCGCCGCAUGA